AACUUCGGUGUCGUGUUUUCUUUGUUUCAACAUGCGUGAGAUUGUUCAUAUACAAGCGGGUCAAUGUGGUAACCAAAUCGGUGCCAAAGUAAGUGGGAUUACAGGUUUUCAUUGUUAAUCUUGUGAUUACUUGUUGGCAUUUGCUUACUCGUCAUCUUUUACUUUUUUCGCUACAGUUCUGGGAAGUUAUUUCCGACGAACAUGGCAUCGAUCCAACUGGAACAUACCAUGGUGACUCGGAUUUACAACUUGAGCGAAUCAAUGUUUACUACAAUGAAGCAUCCGGUGGCAAAUAUGUUCCACGAGCUAUCUUAGUGGACUUAGAACCGGGCACAAUGGAUAGUGUUCGUGCAGGACCUUUCGGUCAACUUUUCCGUCCUGAUAAUUUCGUAUUCGGACAGAGUGGCGCUGGAAAUAAUUGGGCCAAAGGUCAUUACACUGAAGGAGCGGAACUUGUGGAUUCCGUUUUGGACGUGGUCAGAAAAGAAGCGGAAUCUUGUGACUGCCUUCAAGGUUUCCAACUGACUCAUUCGCUCGGUGGUGGUACUGGCUCAGGAAUGGGAACACUGUUGAUCUCGAAAAUUCGUGAGGAGUAUCCUGAUCGGAUUAUGAAUACAUUCUCGGUCGUCCCUUCACCAAAAGUGUCUGAUACAGUUGUCGAGCCUUACAAUGCAACUUUGUCGGUCCACCAACUGGUUGAAAAUACCGAUGAAACUUAUUGCAUCGACAAUGAAGCGCUUUAUGACAUCUGCUUCCGAACAUUAAAACUUACAACCCCUACAUACGGUGACUUGAAUCAUUUGGUCAGCGCGACAAUGUCUGGAGUCACUACUUGUCUCAGGUUUCCCGGACAGUUGAACGCCGAUCUUCGGAAGCUAGCCGUAAAUAUGGUACCAUUCCCGCGUCUGCAUUUCUUUAUGCCUGGCUUUGCACCGCUUACUAGCCGUGGCAGUCAACAAUAUCGCUCACUCACUGUUCCUGAGUUAACUCAACAAAUGUUUGAUGCAAAGAACAUGAUGGCUGCAUGUGAUCCGCGUCAUGGGCGUUAUUUGACAGUUGCAGCUAUUUUCCGUGGCCGUAUGUCUAUGAAGGAGGUCGAUGAGCAAAUGUUGAACGUUCAAAAUAAAAAUUCCAGUUACUUCGUGGAUUGGAUUCCGAAUAACGUCAAGACUGCUGUCUGCGAUAUUCCACCCCGUGGACUGAAAAUGUCCGUGACAUUCAUUGGCAACAGUACUGCCAUCCAAGAGCUCUUCAAACGUGUUUCUGAACAGUUCACGGCUAUGUUCCGCCGAAAGGCUUUCUUGCAUUGGUACACUGGCGAAGGUAUGGAUGAGAUGGAGUUUACCGAAGCAGAAUCUAAUAUGAACGACCUAGUGAGCGAGUAUCAGCAAUAUCAAGAUGCAACCGCCGAGGAAGAAGGUGAUUUCGAAGAGGAACUUGAAGAUGCAUAAAGCAAAAUUCAACUAAAUGUUCAGCUUAUUCCUUUCAAUAAAUCGAUUUUUUGCUUAAUUUUUUUCUAUCAUUGUGCGGCCAAGUAAAUGCACUAUUUAACGCUGGCGUCAUUUUCGUCUCAAAGUAACUACUUGUGUCGUACUAGUCUUGUUGAGUGUGCGCUCAGUCCUCGUAAGGUGUCAUGAGGUGUUUAGAUGAUUCCGUGACACUCCUCGCUACCGUCCCAUGCUUCGUUAGUUUGUUGUCAGCUAACAACGCUAAUUAGUUACUGAUAUCCAGUUAAUAGUUGGGUAUCCAGUUCGUAGUAGGCGGAGUUGAUUACCGUUUCGAAUGGACGGAGAUUAGAAUAGUGUUGCAGCGCUCUCAUGAGUAUCGAUUGAGUACGGGUUAUGGGGUGUUCUCGUUAGAUUGAAGACCACGCGUGUAUACGACAGUGAGUGGCAUUAUUCAUAUACGGUGUGGCGCUACGUAUCUGUCCAAUGUGGGGUGAGGGACGGCGUGUAUGACAUGACGAAGUCCAACCUGCCUAGUCACCAAGCUUCGUGGUGGUGUAGGUUGGUGGUCCUGUCCCCUCGUGUUAUUCUUGGUAGCUGAUUACAUUUGCUGGUCAUCGUAUGCAUGAGCUCGAUAGUGAGAGUGUUUGUCAUCAUCUUCGUUGAUGUUAGCUAUACUUUGUCGAAUGGUCUGAACGCAAACGAACAGUUAUCAAGCAGUCCACUUAUGCCUAAUAAGAUUUAACUGUCCAUUGCCCGAUAAAGCGGACAUUCCGUCGACUGAAUGAAAUAAAUUAGGUUAGCAAAUGUAGUCGUAUGUGUGUGAACGACAAUCACAAUAUGAAAGUAUAACCUGGUUCAUUGCGACUUGACUAUAGAUGUUCUGAUGAACGAAUUGGUCAAUCCAGUUGAGCUAUAUUUCCUGAAGUUGACUGGAUAGCAAUAACAGUAGAUCACAGGUCCGAGUCCCGAUUCGUAUUGCCAACUGUACUAAGUUACGACACAUUUUCAUAGUUGAAAGCAUGGGUCAACUGAAGCUGGACCACCAAGUAAAACCUGGAAGCACUGGACUAAAUAUUGUCUGAAAGGUUUAUUGUGAUGGGAGUAAGUCAUUUCUUUAGAACAGCAAAAUGUAAACAUUUCAUCAACUUAGAACUGAGAGCUAAAUCAGUUGAAGAUAAAUGAAAAUCAACUUAUCAGGGAAGUUGUACAAUUAAUAAAUCCGUUUAAAGGAAAUGAAGUACUAUCUUCAUUUUGCUGGUAACUAGGUUCAUAGAAGUAAUUCAUCAUAAGAAAAACUCGCAAACAAAACACAAAGAUGAAUCUAAUAAGAAGCUUGUUUGCGGUAGUUCAUUAUUGAAAUCCAAAAUGCCAUAGAAAUAGUUAUGUGGUAACUAGUGACUAACUUCGAGAGAGAAUUUCCGGAGUUAUAGUGAGAAGCCAUGACCAUUGGAGCUCAACCGUAUUGAGCUUGAGGCAGAUACCUACCGAAGACAAUGGAAGAUAGUCGCGUAAUAUCGUGGAUCGACUAAAGUUAGUCAUUAACGCCGUUGAACCCCGAUUCAGUAGUCUUAAGGUUAGGCGUUCGCGUGCGAGAUCAAAGGUCUUGUGUUUGGAUCCUACGUGCGUGAUCGUGGGUAUACACUGCUGACGAGUCCCAUACUAGUAGGAGACGGACAUCCAAACAUGUAAAUUUCAACUAUUACUUAAUGUUAAUAAAAUCGAUAUUAAAGUAUGUGUAUGAAGAUAUUUUGUUGGCUCCCCUAUGUCUUAUAGUAUCGUUGUAAAACACUUAGACACUAUUAUUAUUAUCUCACUUAACUCUACUAUAAAUAAAUGAUAUCACCUUCUAAUUAUAAAUUUUUACUAUUUAAAGUAUCUAAAAGGAUUAUAUCAUUAA
Molecule: messenger RNA, 3345 nt
Organism: Schistosoma rodhaini
Lineage: Eukaryota; Metazoa; Platyhelminthes; Trematoda; Strigeidida; Schistosomatidae
Source: the annotation of a GenBank genome assembly